AUGGAUGACGACGACGACUUUCUCUACGGCACCGAGGAGCCUGCGGUAAAGCGGGCCCGAGUUGAGCCCGAGGGAGCUGAGGAUGAUGAGGAACCACACUCGCAGACCACGAAGCAACAAGAACCGGAAGAUGAUUCCGAUUCUGAAUACGAAUCCGACGACUCUGACAUUGAUAUUGUCAUCGACACCGGCGCGCCCAGCAAGCUCGCUUCUACGGCAUCCGCUGCUGCUAAGAAGGAGGCCCCGGCAGCUUCUUCUGCGGCACCUGAGGCUUCUGAUACCCCCAAAGAAGAGAGCGCGUCCGAAGAGCGGCCCCAACCUGCGGCCAAGAUGCCUGGAAUCGACAUCGAAAAGGUCGGUAUGCUGGAUGGAAAGCCUAUCACUGAGCACAACCUAGAGGACUUCGAGGACAAGCCAUGGCGGAUGCCUGGUGCCGAUAUCACUGAUUACUUCAACUACGGCUUCGAUGAGUUCACCUGGAUGGCCUACUGUGACAAACAGAACCAGAUCCGAGGCGAAUACAACCCCCAGAAUAUGAUGGCCAUGAUGGGCAUGUCUAUGAUGGGUAUGCCUGGUAUGCCUGGUGGAGGUCAGAUGCCCAUGCCUGGUGGCGAGGGCAUGCCUGACAUGUUUAAAAUGAUGCAGGGCAUGAACCCACCCAAGUAG
This is a messenger RNA of Yarrowia lipolytica CLIB122, 666 nucleotides long. RefSeq lists its product as uncharacterized. NCBI's taxonomy places the organism in Eukaryota, Fungi, Ascomycota, Dipodascomycetes, Dipodascales. The record is from RefSeq and is a predicted model, not a curated record. Gene Ontology annotation, cellular component: mRNA cleavage and polyadenylation specificity factor complex.